CAAGGGUGUCAGGCUGUCAGCGGCCGUCGGGUGGGCGUUACAAAGUCACCCGUGCAAGUGGGCUGUGUGCAAGGGGCAACAGAGGCAUGGAAGUGAAAGAUGGAGAGAGACAUGUCUAUGCCAAUCUUGCGUCCAGCACUGCCAGUCUGGACUCCACCAGCAAGACCUCACAGGUCCACCACAGGACUGUCGGCAAUGGUCCCCGGGUCCUUGUCAACACCCAGAUGAAGAACCCUGCUUGCCUACAGAAAAAACAAAGUGUCAACAAAAAAGACAGUACCAGGAGACAAGGGAAGUGCAUCAAAGCAUCAAAGGCACUUAGUAACUUGAGCCAGGCUGACACAGCUGCACUCAACACUGGCAGUGUGUAUGAUGAACCAGAGAUCUACUCAACUCUCCAUGUAGCAACACAACUUGCUCAAACCAGGAAGAUACAACCCAAUGUAUCUCAGCUGCUAAAGGAUAAGCUGGACUCUCCAAGUACAAAUGCAAGGCUAAAAAGACAGCCUGCCAAGAAAGUCAAUGUGUCCAAGUCCCGCUCAGUGUUCCAGGAGCUAGUGUCUCUGGACGUCAGUGAAGGAGCCUUGGAAACACAGCUCAGGAACACUCUAAACAUCAGGGCAGAUGCUGUGCGACAUUCCCAAGGCCAUCAGGACCCAGUGCCCCAACCAAGUGACAUAAUGGACCCUGAGGAGUAUGUGAGCCGGGCCACCAUCACCAAGACCGCUGCCAACUAUGUCCCAUCAGCUUGUGUGCAACCGCAGAGGCUCACGAGGGAAGAGUUUUGCCAGUUCUCCAAAAUGGUUAUGGAUUUACUCUAGAUAGGUUAUGCAGUUACAGGAUUGCACUAUCACCAAGAUCACCAACAGCUUCAUCCCAGCAGCCUCAGAGGCUCACAAGAAAGUGGUUCUUCCAAUUCUCCUAAAUGAUUAUGGAUUUACUCUAGAUGGGUUAUGAUGUUACAGUACUGUACUAUAUAUUAAAAUGUACUGGAGUUUCCAGCUUGAUUCAGUUUUUAGUCAUAAGCAAAUUAACAUAUUUACUUUAUAAUGAGACACCUUCACUUGCAACAGUCAUGGCUUAUGGCUCACAAAAUGUAUGUUGCGCUGUCAAUACUUUACUAGAAUACCACUACCACCACCAUCAUCAUCAUCAUCAUCAUCAUCAUCAUCAUCAUCAUUAUAUCCUUUCAAAGGUUUGCUUCAUGUUCACUCUUGGCAAAAUGAUGAUGAACAGCCUAGAUGUCAUUUAAUUCUUCCCUAUGAUAUUCAAUGCAUUUUUCUUUCAUCUGCCCACAAAUACUGCCAUCUACUUCACCUACUUCAGAUUACUGAAUGUGGUCUCUCUCUCAUCACCUCAUCUCUCAUCUCUCAUCACCUAACUGCUGCACUCCAUCUUUCCUCCUUUUACUCCUUACUGGUCUCACCAACAUUUGCUGUAGCAUUGCUGACUUCAUCAUGCUCUAAUGUCUCCAAAUCACUACAAGGAACUUCACAAUAUGCAAAGCCACUCAGUAUUUCUUCAUCCCACUCCCUCUCACCUCACCCAAACCUUGUACAUCCUUUCCAGACAAGUGCUUGUUUUGUUCAGCUCUGUUGUGCAUCCAUGAAAAUUUAUAUUGUUGAUGCAAUGUAAUCAUCAUUCACCUUCAUUACUCAUUAGCACCAUUUCUUGCACAGCAUUUGUCUUUCCCCAUAACCAUCAAUGUUUCCGGGGAGUUACUGUACAAAUCAUUAAAUCAUGAGUUGAAUAUUUUGUAUGGCAUAAACACUGAAGGGUAGUACAAGUUAUGUUAAGAGGUGACUAGGUGAUUACCUAGAUAUGUAUUUUGAUAAGGAAAAAAAAAAAACAUUCUGUAUGUUGCUGAAUAUAUUUCAGUUCACUUAUAAUGUUCAAUAAAUUAUUUCUCUGAA
Scylla paramamosain (green mud crab) is the source of this 1913-nucleotide messenger RNA. RefSeq lists its product as uncharacterized. The transcript has 4 exons. NCBI's taxonomy places the organism in Eukaryota, Metazoa, Arthropoda, Malacostraca, Decapoda, Portunidae. Bases 87 to 821 code for a protein of 244 amino acids. The record is from RefSeq and is a predicted model, not a curated record.